AUGGUUAUUGCGGCUGUUGUUGUGGAGGACUUGUUCCAUUUGUCAUUUGAGAGAUUUAAAGAUGUUAUAGCUGGUUGUCUGGGGAAAAUUGAUGAAGGAUUGACUAAUUUGUCACGUUUAGAUGUUGUUGUUGUGGAUACAAUCACAUCUUCUUACCAUUUAGAUGAUGUUCUAGGAGAACUUUACAGUCUAAUUAGAAGUGUCUUAAUUGAGAGGAGUUUUCCUUUGCUACCGCUAAGUGUUUUAUUGCAAGGUUUCAAUAGGGACAUAUUGCAUUGGGAUUACUGUUUUGCAUCAAGUGAAGAGAUGCUUCGCCACGAGCGAUACGAUUAUAGGACUUUUCAUAAGAUAGUACUACCCAUAGGACAGAGUAGUCCAUCUCAGCCGGGCUCUGCAUACAGUAAUGAUCAUAAUUCUUAUAAGGUCACGGCCCUGGGAGGGACAUUUGAUCACAUUCAUGACGGUCACAAGAUUCUACUGUCCAUGGCAUCUUUCCUUACCAGUUCCAGAUUGAUUGUAGGCUUAACAGCAGAAGAACUUUUGGUUAAGAAGAGGUACAAGGACGAGCUUCAAUCUUUUGAGAAGAGACGUGCCAGUGUCAUUCAUUUUGUUAAUGCUUUCAAGCCAGAGUUGAGAGUAGAAAUUAUACCUUUAAGAGACAUAUGUGGACCUACUGGAACGGUACCAGAAAUAGAAGCACUUGUAGUGAGCAGAGAGACUAUCCAAGGCGGGGAACUUGUUAACAAAACCAGGAAAGAGAAAGGUAUGAAAGAGCUAGAAAUACAUAUCGUAAAUGUGCUUGGGGGCGAAGAAACAGAUGGCUGGGGUGAGAAGAUGAGUAGUACCGAUAUCAGAAGGAUGAUACAUGAGGGAAAGACCAAGAUUUAG
Molecule: messenger RNA, 888 nt
Organism: Kazachstania africana CBS 2517
Lineage: Eukaryota; Fungi; Ascomycota; Saccharomycetes; Saccharomycetales; Saccharomycetaceae
Gene: CAB4
Product: putative pantetheine-phosphate adenylyltransferase
Exons: 1
Coding region: 1-888 (295 amino acids)
Biological process (GO): coenzyme A biosynthetic process
Molecular function (GO): dephospho-CoA kinase activity
Source: RefSeq, a predicted model, not a curated record